Drosophila miranda is the source of this 1090-nucleotide messenger RNA. RefSeq lists its product as uncharacterized. Bases 131 to 901 code for a protein of 256 amino acids. The record is from RefSeq and is a predicted model, not a curated record. The transcript is spliced from 2 exons. Lineage: Eukaryota; Metazoa; Arthropoda; Insecta; Diptera; Drosophilidae.
UGUGCCCACAAAUUGUCAGGAAUCGUGCCAGUCAGUCCAGUCGGAGUUUAAUUCAGAAUCGAAAAGGUUUUCGUCGGCUUGAGAGCUUUGUGAAUUGUGAAAUUUUUUCGAUUUUUGUUAUUUGUUCGAAAUGGACCUGGACCUCCUUUCCAGUAAGGAGUCGUUGGACACGGGCACGUUCCAGAGCAAACCGAAGGCUGCUGCUUCGGCCAAGAAGAACGCGACUCCUGGGCGUGGCACCACACGCGGCGGCAAGACGACUCCUGGGCGUGGCACCACACGCGGCGGCAAGGCGACUCCUGGGCGUGGCACCACACGCGGCGGCAACGCGACGCCCGCAGCGGAGACCGGGGGACGUCCGAGUCGCAACAGCAGCAAGCAGAGCGCUCCUCCUGGUCGUCGCGCGAUUUCCCAAGGCCUGGACAACCCACCCGUCCGGGGGCGCUCUGUGGGAGGGUACUUGCUGCGCAGUCGCAGCGCUGUGUCGAUGGCCAGGGCCAGAGUGCUGAUCACAUCCUUGCCAGGCGAACGGCGGGAGGAGGACGCACCCCAAGGCCGCUGCUACGGACCGCAGAGACGCCGCUCGUACCUGGAUCUGGACCAGGAUCUGGCCCAGCUGAACUGGACCGGCCAUCAGGAGGAUGCUGGCCCACGCCACCCAUUCAGCGGCUCGGCUCGUCGCCAGGGCGGGCGGGUGGCGCCUCUCCACCCGGGCACCCGCAUGGAGCCCGCCGGGCAGAGCCACUCACAGGUGUCCGUGCCCCCCAUGGCACACUUCCGUCGGCUAUGCCGCGCUCUGGAUCGUCACUACAGUCCCCUGUCGCACUUCCUCGUGUUCCUGGCUGGGAUGCUGGCCACUCUGCUGUGCGUGGCCCUGACGCCCGCCAACCAAUAUCUCUAAAAAGACUUGCACUCGAACACUGAAAGGGGCAGCGGUUUCCACAACAGGCUGCAGAUACACCAUACACUACGCAAGAUACACGACACACGAUACCGAUACGUGCUUGAGUUCCAUCGCCGAUCGAAGACUGUUCUGCCCCACAAAUAUUUGCAUUGAAUAAACGAGGAGGAAUCUCCUCAAAGAAUUCCA